GUGAGGACGGGCUUGCGAUGAUCUCACAGCGGAUGUGCGGGAACGCUGCCGGUAGUGUUGUGAACACGUGAGGCUGAUUUUGCUGUACGGAUCAUAGACGUGCAGGUUGAGCUUCCAUGGCAGGGAUUCUGUUUGAAGACAUAUUUGAUGUAAAGGAUAUUGAUCCUGAUGGGAUGAAAUUUGAUAGAGUUUCCCGACUGCAUUGUGAGAGUGAGUCAUUCAAGAUGGAUCUGAUUCUUGAUGUAAAUAUUCAGAUUUACCCUGUGGACCUCGGUGACAAGUUUCGCUUGGUAAUUGCCAGCACGCUGUAUGAAGAUGGAACCCCAGAUGACGGAGAAUACAAUCCCACUGAUGAGCGACCUUCCAGGGCUGAUCAAUUUGACUAUGUAAUGUAUGGAAAAGUAUAUCGAAUUGAAGGUGAUGAGACAUCAACUGAGGCUGCUACUCGGCUAUCUGCCUAUGUCUCUUAUGGGGGUCUUCUGAUGCGACUCCAGGGUGAUGCUAACAACCUGCAUGGCUUUGAGGUGGACUCCAGAGUUUACCUGUUAAUGAAGAAGCUGGCAUUCUAAAAAAAAAAAAAAACUUUUUUUGCUGUCAUCAUUUUCUUUUUCCCAGAAGAGAAGCACCAAUAUCUGUAAAGGGAUCAAGGCUGUACACAGUUCAUUUACAGUAAUUAUGUUGAUGGCCAAGACGGCUAACUUUGGAUGCAACAAACAGCAGAUACAUAAUGGCAGUUUCUCAUGCAGUUUUUUAUUUUAAAAAGGACAUGAAUGGAAAAAUGACACUGAUAUAAACUCUCAUAACUGAACAUGUUUUCCAUUGUAAAUAAACUUUUCUUAAAUAAUAAA
This is a messenger RNA of Polypterus senegalus (gray bichir), 848 nucleotides long. RefSeq names its product RNA polymerase II, I and III subunit H (gene polr2h). The transcript is spliced from 6 exons. The coding region runs from base 117 to 569 and encodes 150 amino acids. The record is from RefSeq and is a predicted model, not a curated record. Gene Ontology annotation, cellular component: RNA polymerase II, core complex; RNA polymerase III complex; RNA polymerase I complex. NCBI's taxonomy places the organism in Eukaryota, Metazoa, Chordata, Cladistia, Polypteriformes, Polypteridae. Gene Ontology annotation, biological process: DNA-templated transcription. Gene Ontology annotation, molecular function: DNA-directed RNA polymerase activity.